Messenger RNA from Patella vulgata (common limpet), 3027 nucleotides. RefSeq lists its product as uncharacterized. Gene Ontology annotation, molecular function: NAD+-protein-arginine ADP-ribosyltransferase activity. Gene Ontology annotation, biological process: protein autoprocessing. Lineage: Eukaryota; Metazoa; Mollusca; Gastropoda; Patellidae. The transcript has 3 exons. Bases 77 to 1453 code for a protein of 458 amino acids. The record is from RefSeq and is a predicted model, not a curated record.
AGCUACCCACUUGAGCGUAUUCUGUUUUUCUUACUUAUUAUUGUUGAUUCCUGAUUUACCGGUCUAGACACACGACAUGCAUUUCCGAGGAUACUGUGCAUUGUUAGUAGUUGUAGCUGUAACCUUUGCAAAUCUCAGUGAGUCUGUUACUGUUCUUGAGUUGGACAAAGAGGCUUCCAAGUAUACUUCGUUUAAAGAAGCAUGGAAACAAUCUGCUACAAUGUACAAAGAUUUGCCUGCAGCUUGUGCAAAAUACAAAAACGUGAUUGACCAAGCUGAGAUGAGAAUAAUAAUAGCUUAUACCACGGACACGGCGUUUCACAGCGAAUUAAAUGAAUAUGUACGGACAGGUACAACUACAAAAGCUAGGAAGUUUCCAAAGGCCAAAGCUGCAUUGUCAAAAGCAUUGAAAAAACUCGGGGACUACCAACGAAAUCACAAGACCAGCCGUCACACAGGCAAGCUAUACCGUGCUGAAUCCUACGAUGAUGUUUAUAAGACCUAUAAUAAAGGUAAAGGUAAACUGGUACAAUUUACCUCCACAUCUAUAUACAAGAAUGUGGCAGAAAAAUAUAGAGACGAUCGUAGACUAGAUUACUUAACAACAUUCAAAAACCCACCGGCUGGCGCAUACAUUGGAGAUUGUUCAGCUAUUCCUCCGGAGUAUGAGUUUUUGUUACCAUUUGGUCUAGAAUACACACCGGAGGAAGUAAAGGAUGAGACUGCAAUUUUGAAUUUACAAAAAAAUGUUGCCACAACUAUAGCGAUACCUCGUCUUAAACGCAAGCCCGCUAAAACAAAAUGCUUUCCCGCUAAAACAGAACUAUUAACACGAAAUGGUGUUAAAUACAUAGAAGAUAUAGAAAUUGGCGACGAAGUACAAGUUAUCUCCCCUGAUGGUAGUGUUGGUUACAGUGAAGUAUGGUGUCAUGGUCAUUACGAUCUCAACUCGACCAAUAGCUACCUGGAAAUAACAACACAGACACAUGUAUUACCCAUCAGUCAUCGGCAUUAUCUUCCGGUUGCUGUUAACUCAACUUUCAUCUAUAAAAUGGCACAAGAUGUCAAGGUAGGGGAUUUUCUGGUAACGGUUGAUGGCGAUGGGCAGUUGUUAGAAAUGGUGCAGUAUGUAAAGGAAAUUGAAAGAACGGGCGCCUUUUCCCCGUUGACGAAAUCCGGUCACGUUCUUAUAAAUGGAAUCCAGGCCUCGUGUUAUUCUGAGGUUUACCCGACAACAGCCCAUGCAGGUUUGACCCCAUUCCGAGUGGCCUAUGAUGUCACACCGCGAGCUAUCAUGGAUCUCAUUCUAGCACCUAAUUCAAAUGGUGUACCGUAUAUUUUUGAUGCAGUUCUCAAUACAAUGGGUCCAUUUAUUGUACAGGGGUCUGCAGGUACCAUGGAAACCAAUGGUCUUCCAAAUCUGUUCCGGCCUUUUGUACAUACCAUUUCAUAAAUAUAAAAAUCAAUUAAUUUCAAAUGCCAUCUGUGAAGUUUUUAAUUCCUGUUUAAGAUAUGUGCUUUUCUCAAACCAAUUAUAUUUUUUUCAGUUUUAAUUCUAAUAAUGGAUUGUUAAUUUUAUUUAUGUGUCUUGAACGAAAGACGACCUUCAGACAAAUUCCAUCUUAGUACACCACGAUCUUGACAUUAUCACUAAUAGUUUGGUAACAAGAAGAUAUUUUCGUACGCCUAUAACUGAGACUUAAAAUUACGGAAAAGAAAAAUUAUAAAAUUUGUAUUAAUUCUUAAUUAUUGUUUUAGACAUAUGCUUUUUGUAUAUCCCCUCGAACGCUCUUAUACCAAAGUGCGUGACAUAUAUUUAUGAAACUUGCUGAAAUACUUCAUUAGAUUAGAACUUUGUCAAAAUUCAAUUCAUUUAAUCGACCUUUAUCAUCAUGCUGGAUUUUAUUAAAUCAAAUAUUAAACAUACAUUAUACAAGAGCUAAAUCUACGUAUCGCAGGUCUUUCUUUAGGCCUGAAAUGUUCUCUAAAUUUUAAAUAUAUACUGGAUUUGAAUACAUUUUGUGAUGGAUGAUUUAACAUCAAAAUGGAUAAUGGAGACUUUGUGUUUUAUCGUACCGACUUGAGUAAUGAUGAUUGAGGCUAGGCCUACAAUUCAAUCGCUAAUAUAUCGGUUCAGAGUGGAUCAAUUUGACUAAAAUUUUUAAGCAAACCCCCCUUUACAUUAUCUAGUUUUUAACUAUUAUAGUGAGAACUGCCAGCUCUUUAUCUAAUCUCCCAUAAUGCAUCUUUAAAGGAGGUCGUCCAUCUAAUUAUGUUCAAUAGCUUGAGAUAGCUAUAAUUUUCAACAUAUUCCCUUUACAUUAUUUAUUUAUUAACUAUUAUAGUGAGAACUGUCAGCUAUUUAUCCAAUCUUCCAUAAUCCCCCUUUAAGGCUAAAUAAAUUUAAUAUUAAUAUAUUGUCAUAUAAAACAACUCAUAUAAAUUCAUCGACAAAGAAUGUUUAAAAAAAAUAAGCUUACCUUUUGCAGAUAAAUGAGUCAGUAUUUUCUAUCUUCAGAACAGAACAGCCAGACGUAAAAUUACUUGUGACUUCAUAUUUUCAACAAGAACAAUGAAAAUGUCUGUGUGUAUACGUCACACUAAUGUCAAAGAUUGCCAAAUUUCCGGGUUAUUUAAUGGCACUUACAUAUCUUACCGUUUUAGUUUAAUAUUUUGAAAACUUGUGCACAUUGAUUCUUCAUUAUUAGGAAAAGCCUUCUCCAAAUUUGAACAUUUGAAUGCUAUCUAUAUUUAUAUAGUUAUUACCUUUUAUAUUUUUAUUUACUUAACAUAUAUUUUUUUCGCCCUUUAUUAUAAUAUUGUGUGUACUAAGUUUUGUUUCGUAUUGUAUCAAUAUUAAAAUUUGAAUUUUGUAUUCCUGCUUAUAUCAGUUUAAUCCUGCUAAUUUCAUUUAUCUGCUGCAGUUGAAUAAAAUUCUUUUAAAAUGCUUUUUUUUAAUAUCUAAAAGUAGACAAUUUACUUCAGACCGCACUCCAUUUGAAAACAAUUAUAGAAAAUAUACCAAUA